This is a messenger RNA of Triplophysa rosa, 3616 nucleotides long. RefSeq names its product scavenger receptor class A, member 5 (putative) (gene scara5). The coding region runs from base 238 to 1740 and encodes 500 amino acids. The record is from RefSeq and is a predicted model, not a curated record. Lineage: Eukaryota; Metazoa; Chordata; Actinopteri; Cypriniformes; Nemacheilidae. The transcript has 11 exons. Gene Ontology annotation, molecular function: ferritin receptor activity. Gene Ontology annotation, cellular component: plasma membrane. Gene Ontology annotation, biological process: iron ion transmembrane transport.
UUGCGUGAAAUCGGACACUUUCUUCUGCGCUGGAGACGAUGGGCUGAGGGAAACAUACACUUUCUCAUUACACGGAAACGUCAUGUAACUCUUGCGUCCUAAUUCAUCAGUAAUAAACGCAGAGUAAAUGUUAUAAUUAUUACAGUGCAGCGCGUGGAUUUAAAGAAGCCGCGGCAUCAACAUCGCUUGUCUCCGGUUCAUCUACUCUCCACAACGUCAUUGCAGCGUUGGUUGUGAAUGGAGAAUAAGGCAAUGUACCUGACCACGAAUACCAAUGAAGAUAACAGCUCGUUGUUUGAGGAGGGAUAUGAGGGGAUGAACCUGUCUAAACUCAACCUCUGUGAUGAAGUAGGUUCAGCACAACAUACAUGUAGAAGAAAGGCGGAUAGUUGCUGUGGUCAGUUGGGUUCCUUCACUGCAAUCAAAUAUGCCAUUGUGUCCCUUUAUAUUCUUCUACUGCUCACUAUAUUUGGCCUCUUCAUAGCAGUGUCAAAAUCUCGGGAAUCCUUGGAGAGGCAGAAGGCUCUGCUGGAGAACGUGACUCAUCUGGGAGAACGCGCUGAGACCUUGCAGAGAUCUCUUAGCCAGCUUCCCUCUCAGAGUGACCUUCUUGAGAACAUCUGGAAGCUAGAAAACUUCUUCAACAACCAAAGUGAACAGCUGCAUCAACUAGGUCAGCUGGCGCAGGGCUUGGAGCGGGACAUCAGGGACCUGCAAACAGUCUCUGAAAACACCUCAGACUCUGUAGCUCAGCUAUGGGACCAUCUGGCCAUGAUCAUUCGAUCUAGGUCAAGGAACAGCAGCAGUCUGGGACAGGAGUUAACCUUAGCUACCGUCUCUAUACGAACCCAACAUGAGAAGUUACAGACAAUGGUGCUAAACGUUGAGACUCUGCAGGAGCAUCUGGAGGAGGUCGGUUGGGCAAUACAAACGUUAAAUCGUUCACUUGGUGGUGAUGUUAGCCUGUACCAGAUGAAGAUCGUUGAACUACAGGAAACGAUUGGAAAUGUAUCCCACGAGGCCACAAGCACAAGAAUUACACAAAUACACCUUGAGGAACAGAUGAGGAAUGAGAUUGAGAUUCUCAAUGUCAUCACAGCAGAUCUGAGGCUGAAAGAGUGGGAGCACUCCAUGACCCUCAAAAACUUAACUGUAUUACAAGGACCCCCAGGACCAAAGGGUGAGAAGGGUGAUGUGGGGCCGCUGGGACCUGCUGGUUUUCCUGGUCUGACUGGAACAAGAGGUUUGCCAGGGGAGAGGGGCAUUCAGGGUCCUCGGGGACUGGCUGGACAAGGUGGUAAGGAUGGGCAAGAUGGAGAAAAAGGAGCUAUUGGCCCUGAGGGGCCCAAAGGUGAGAGAGGAGAGAGGGGACAGAAAGGAGAGAAGGGCGAGCGAGGAGACAAAGGAGAGAAGACAGCUGAAGAAUCUCUGGUGAGGCUGGUGAACGGCUCAGGCCCUCAUGAGGGUCGAGUUGAAGUCUUCCACGAACGUCGAUGGGGGACGGUGUGUGAUGACGUUUGGGACAUAAAAGAUGGAGACGUUGUGUGCAGGAUGCUGGGGUACCGUGGUGCCAAAGAAAUCCACAAAACUGGAUGGUUUGGACAAGGCACUGGUUUUAUCUGGAUGGACGAUGUUGCUUGUGUUGGUACAGAGGACAUUAUUCACCAGUGUAAGUUCUCCGGCUGGGGCAAAACCAACUGUGGCCAUGUAGAGGAUGCUGGGGUGACCUGUAAUGUGUAAACGUUUUAAAUCUCCAAAACCGUGCCGACGGUUUGACUGUGAACCUGUUAGAGCUCAUUGGUGUGAAGGAGUUGCAGUAAGAAAGCAGCAAGUAGUCCAUCUGAACAUCUGACAGUCUGUCAAACAACUACAACACAUGAACAGUCAUAUCUAUCACAAAGAACCUAGUUCAGCUAGUCGGAUUAUGUGUCUACUAAAGGUCUAUGCUUUGGUUUGUAUUUGAUUUGUCAUUUUUUACAUCUGUUUAUAAAUUCCAAAGAGUUUUAUAUUUGAUCACUUUUAACUCUAUCUCAAUGCGGAGCUUUCCUUUGGCUCAGUGGUAAGAGCAUGGCGCUAUCAAGGCCAAGGUCAUGGGUUUGAUCCCAGGGAUUGCGCAUAAUUAGAAACAAAUGUAUAGUAUAAUGCAAUGUAAGACGCUUUGCGUCUGCCAAAUGUAAAUGAGUUCAAAGGCUUCCGAAUGAGCUUUUCAUCUGUAACAGGGAUCAUAACAGGAAUGUUUUAGCAGGAUGAGCAUUCAAACACAUCCUCAGUCUGAGGUUCUAACAAAUAACAACAGUUUGUACAUAAAGCGGUUAAGUCAGUCAGAAUUGUGUUAACGCCUGCUACAGAUUUCAGCCAUCUUAUAAGAUGCUGUAACAAAUCCCACUUUGAGACACGGGUCUAAUAAACUUGGGUAUGACAUGUAUAUAGACUGAAUUAUAGGCUGCGAUGCAAGUUAGUAAACAUCAUCAGGGUGCGCUAGUUGAAAACAAACACAGAAACAUGAAUCACACUUCGGCAGUCACGCUUUUCAUGUGCAUAAAAAGAGGUGGCGACGUAAUGGAACGAUAUUAUUAUUCCUUUCAAUAAUUUACGCCUCCAUGGCAUUAAACCUUAAGUGCCAUGAUCGGUGCGCGUUGAUCAAUACAUCAUUACAUGUUGCAUUUUCAUUGGCUCCUCAGUAGGUGUAGGCCGUACAGUCAUGCUAAAGUUCUAAAACUGCCAGGCUGUCUUGAUCGGUCAUGACAACGGCCGUCUUUAAAUCUCUCUCACUGUACGACAUAGUACCAAUGACCACGAUUGCCCUUUGUCAUCUGGGACGGCCCAAAAUCAUCCAGUCUGAACCUGGCUUUAUGAAGCCAACAGUUCAAAUAACGGUUUAUUCUAUAUUAAUGUGUCCAGUGUUAUACAUUACAAAUUCAAUUCAAUUUUAUUUAUAUAGCGCUUUUUACAAUGUUGCAUUGUUUCAAAAAAUGUUUUUAUAUUAAGUCGCCAUUCAGUUACGUUACUUAUGAUCCCUAAUCACCAUAAAUUCACUAGGCCUUUCAUGUAUUUAAGGUCCAUUUAAAACAAUAAAGUGUUUGUAAAUGUUGUUUUAACAUUACUUGUUUGUGUAAUGAUGAUUUCAUCGUUCACUUAGAACUUCAUAUUACAUGUCAUGUUACAUGUUUCAGAUUGGCUGAUGUUGUGAAGGUCCUGAGACGGGAGUAAUUCCUCCGUGUCAGUCACAUUAUGGGGUGGUUCCUGUACGGAGUUAAGGCUAGUGUUAAGUAAAUGUUUGAGCCAUCUUACCCCAAACUCCUUGCAUUGACAUAUCCUAAAAUAUAUCAGCGCUAUCGUUUCGUCUCAAAAUGCAUACAUGUAUGCCACGUUUGUAAGAAGGAUUUUAAUGUUCUUAUUUAACUAAGGCCUAGUCCUGGUUUAAUCUAAUCCCUGUCUGGGACACCACACCAAUGUUUCAUUCAUUUUAUUAAAUAAUGGUUUUAAACAGCAGUACAUUAAAUCACUGUCCUUGCCAGUAAAUUUUACUUUUUAAAUAGUUUUUGAACUACUAUUGUAUAUUUCAACAAUUUGAAUAAAAUGUGUAUAUAUAUUCUAAAAAUGCUGUAUGAUUUUU